Sorex fumeus (smoky shrew) is the source of this 246-nucleotide messenger RNA. RefSeq lists its product as uncharacterized. Gene Ontology annotation, cellular component: nucleosome. NCBI's taxonomy places the organism in Eukaryota, Metazoa, Chordata, Mammalia, Eulipotyphla, Soricidae. The record is from RefSeq and is a predicted model, not a curated record. The transcript has a single exon. The coding region runs from base 1 to 246 and encodes 81 amino acids. Gene Ontology annotation, molecular function: DNA binding; structural constituent of chromatin; protein heterodimerization activity.
AUGAAGUCCACCGAGCUGCUCAUCUGCAAGCUGCUGUUCCAGCGGCUGGUGUGCAGGACUGCGCAGGACUUCAAGACCAACCUGCGCUCCCAGAGCUUGGCUGUCAUGGCGCCGCAGGAGGCGUGUGAGGCCUACCUGGUGGGGCUCUUUGAGGAUACCAGCUUUUGUACCUUCCACGCCAAGCGCAUCACCAUUAUGCCCAAAGACAUCCAGUUGGCAUGCCGCAUCCGCGGAGAGAGGGCAUAA